Messenger RNA from Solanum pennellii, 513 nucleotides. RefSeq lists its product as uncharacterized. NCBI's taxonomy places the organism in Eukaryota, Viridiplantae, Streptophyta, Magnoliopsida, Solanales, Solanaceae. The record is from RefSeq and is a predicted model, not a curated record. The transcript has a single exon. Gene Ontology annotation, molecular function: nucleic acid binding. The coding region runs from base 1 to 513 and encodes 170 amino acids.
AUGGUGCAAGGAUCUAGACAGUGGCAUGAGAAAUUACCCUUCGCUCUCAUGGGAUAUCGCACGACUGUUCGUACGUCAGUCGGUGCAACUCCUUACUUAUUGGUUUAUGGAAUUGAGGCUGUCAUACCCGCAGAAGUUGAAAUCCCUUCUCUUCGAACCAUUGUUGAAGCAGAAAUCGAGGAUACAGAAUGGGUUAAAUCGAGGUUAGAACAAUUAGCACUGAUAGAAGAAAAACGAUUGACAUCAAUUUGUUUUGGUCAAUUAUAUCAGCAGAGAAUGGCUCGGGCAUAUAAUAAGAAAGUACGCCCAAGGAAUUUUGAAGGGGGUCAACUUGUUGUGAAACGUAUCCUUCCCCACCAAGACGAGGCCAAGGGAAAGUUUGCUCCAAAUUGGCAAGGCCCUUAUGUUAUUAAGCAAGUGUUUUCCAAAGGAGCUUUGCAAUUGACGGAUAUGGAGGGAAAGGCAAUUAACACGAUUGUCAAUGCAGAUUCGAUCAAGAGAUACUACAUUUAG